AAAAGGACAUCAAUCAUUUUAUUGAUGAAGUUUGGUCGAUCAUAAUAGGCAUGACAUGAAUAAUAAAUAAGGUCUCCCACCAUCCCCCAAGCACUCACAUAGUAGAAACGGCACAAAAUCCCCAGGACGGUCGACAAGUAAGUCUCUCGACCCGUCCGUCCGUCUGUCUGUCUGAUGACCACGCCACAGCUGUCAUCCAUGUACCUCCCAUAUAAAAAGCUGUCCUCAGGCGCCGUAGGCAUUCUUGAGAUGGUCAGACCACUGCUGCAUGGUCCAGCCCGAUGAUAUCGCGUUGUCCACGAGGCCGUUGACAAUCACUGUCGGUGUCACGUGGAUGCCUGCACAGUCACACAACACAUGAAACAAACACGUACGUCACGAGGGCAAUCGGGUGUCUGCGUGAAGUAGCGGGUCUAAUCUGGCUUCACCGACCAUUCUGUCUGCCGUACUUGGUGUGAAGCUUCUGCUCCUUGACCACCAUAUCAUUCUCGGGAGUCCCAGACGUCAUAUAGGUCUGCACACAUCCACACGUGGACAUAAAGCAUGUAAGCCCUCGGACACACACACAGACAAGCAGCUCAUCUCUGUCUCGGGCCCACCUUGAAUUGCUCUGCGUUGAAGCCAACGUCGGCAGCGAUUUUGACUAUCUUGUCGGCCACCUGUGCCUUGGACUCGCCCUCGACAGCCUGGUCCACGAAGAGGUCACGCUGGGCGAACAGCUGCUGCACAAGGGCCACGUAGUUGGGCUUCCCUGGAGCCGAGUCAAGCUGCCGGCCAAAGAGAGAAGAGAUAAAGUGGGGUGAGGGUGGGGGUAUCUAUCCAUCAGUCUCUCUGUUCACUCACCAUGUACGCGACGAUGGCUGCCUGUCCGAGCGUGGAUGCCUGCCAGUGCCACGGCUGCACAUAGUGGUGGUACACAAACUGCACAGACGGGAACCCUGCACAACACACCCACCAUGAGAUGGAUGACACACCAUAUGAGAUGAUUCAAGGAACGGAGAGAUGUGGGAGCUUGUUUCCUCUCACUCACUUGGCGCGACCUCCUUGAUGAGCGUGUUGCUGAUUUUGGCACAGAAGGGGCAAAUCAUGUCCAUGAACACCUAAGAGCAACACAUACACACGACCAACAAGCAAGGUUGCAUCGCCAUGCAUGCGUUGCCUUGGCCGCACCUCCACUUUGGCCACUUGGUUGGCGUCAGCGUUGUUGACGGGGAACCCCGCAGCCAUCCGCAUGGUAUGAGGGCGCCGCGAACGGGAAGAGGAGAGCUCACUCGAGUGCCGCCUCAGUCGGGCAGAAGGAGCGUUGAUAGCGCCGCCUGCAAACAUGAAUCAAGACACGCGCAGAGGAUGGCGCUUUGUCGUGGAGACUGACCAGAAGGGAUGAAUCCUUCUGCCGCCUCGAGAGCGACCUACAUGUCAUCACACACACAGACAGGAGAAGACUGCAGCAGACAUAUCAGCAUCUGGUGCGAUAGAUGGAUGAGCUGACCUGAAGAUUUCGCGUUGCAGUGAUGGUGCUCAGCGCUUGAGCCAACAGUAGCGAGAAAGCGAAUGCCAACUGCAUCUUAC
This is a messenger RNA of Vitrella brassicaformis, 1569 nucleotides long. NCBI's taxonomy places the organism in Eukaryota, Vitrellaceae. The record is from the annotation of a GenBank genome assembly.